GCUUGGCUUGCCAACGGCUGGUUUCGCCGUUCGCCACGCUCGGCUCAAGGGCACUUAGCUUAAGCCUUCGAAGCUGGGUGAAGGUCUUGACGGGGCGGCGCCAUGUUUCCGGGGCAGGUAGAGGACAAGGCGGACCCCUUCGUCGCCAUCGAGGCACGGCUGGACCGCAUCUCGGAGCAAGUGGGCGCAUGCCUCGCGGAGGUGCUGAGCUGGCGCAAGAAGGACGAUGAUAGCCAUCUCUCUGUGCCGGCCUCUGAGAGUGGCAGGGUGGCUCCACCACACAUGGCGGCAUAUGCCCCCAAGGGCCGGUGCUUGGCCUUGUCCUCGCCCGUCUUCGGCUCCGAGAACGCUCGUGAGGAGGGCUACCCCUCAGAGGCCAAGACUUCUGAGCCAGAGCCCACCCCACGGUCUGUGCGCUCCGGGCGCUCCGGGCGCUCUGGAUCCCAGAACUCGCCUCAAAUCGGAAGGCGUCCGGAGCAUACGGUGAGGAACGUGGACUUGAAGCUCGCGUGGCAGAUCAGGGCGAAAGAGGCAAGAGAGGACGUUAGCGACGAGGAGACGCAGCCCAUGAUGCGGAUCCUCUACCGGAGUCGGCUGGACCAGCUGUGGGAGCUGCUGGAUGAUCCCAACUCCUCCCGGGCGGCCUGGGUGAUCUCGCAGUCUCUGAAGCUGAUUGUCAUCGCCAGCGUUGUCAUCACCAAUUUCCAGACGACCGAGGAGAUCACCAUAAACUCCAACUUGGCCGCUGUGAUGGAGUCUGUCUUCGAUGUGAUUUUCCUGGCAGAGUUCCUCUGCCGCUUCCUCUCGGCGCCCUCCAAAAGAGGAUACCUCUUGGACCCUAUCAACUUUCCAGAUUUUGUCUCCGCGCUGCCGUUCUUUUGGCGGGCAAGCGUUGGCUUUGUCAUCAUCAAAUCUGAACCGAUGGACAUGACGCAGGUGGUAUUGCUCUUCUUGCUGCCCCUAAUCCGCUUGCUGAAGCUCCUUAGAUAUUUCGAGUCCUUUCACCUCCUCAUCGACGCCUGUAAGAAUUCCGCGGAGGCCCUGCCGGUGCUGACCUACGUGAUGGCGGUGAUCACCUUGUUCUCCGCUACUGCAAUUUACUUGGGUGAAGCCAGGAGCAGCAUCCCGAGCAUGCAGCAUUCUCUGUGGUUGGCGAUUGUCACCAUGACCACCGUGGGCUAUGGCGACUUUUUUCCGCGAUCCCUGGCAGGGUACAUUACAGUGUCUUUCCUCACCGUUCUCAGCGUCCUUUUCUUAGCCUUGCCCGUGGGCAUCAUUGGCAAUGAGUUUACCGCCUGCUGGCAGAAGCGUGCCCGCGUGCUGCUCAUCACUCGCGCGCGGAAAUGCUUGGCAAAAUGGGGCUACACUGCCAAAGAUGUGAAGAUCCUCUUCGAUUUUGUGGACGUGAAUGGAGAUGGCCAACUGGAUGUUGUGGAGUUUAUGGAGCUUUUCCACCAGAUGAGGAUUGGCAUCGACAUGGCCAGUGCCGUGGACCUUUUCGAACUGUUCGACGACGACCAGAGCGGCUCCAUCGACUGCCAAGAGUUCUUGCGCCACGUGUUCCCGAAUGACCGGCCACAGAACGAGCGCAAAACGGAGGCCAUUGAAAUGUCUCGUGGCCGUGUAAGCAUGGCCUUGCACCGCCUGGAAGAGAUCAAGCAGACCGUGCAGUAGCGCGUGACGCCAGAACCUCCCACUCCUUUUCAGUUUAAGAAUGUCAGGCGUUACAG
Molecule: messenger RNA, 1730 nt
Organism: Effrenium voratum
Lineage: Eukaryota; Dinophyceae; Suessiales; Symbiodiniaceae
Source: the annotation of a GenBank genome assembly